ACAGUAUGAGCAGUGGUCGACUUUCUAUGAGUUAAUGACUUUGUUUCUUACUGUAACCAGCUGCUGUCUCUCUCAGUUCCUCUUUAUUUUUCACGUUUUCACGCCAAGGUGACCAAUAUCAUGAUGCGGCCUUUGAAAACCUGGCAGAAGAUGAGUGCAUCUGAUUGGUCCAACCUGACCCUUCACCUGGAGAACUCCCUGACCAGUGCUUUGGGCCAUUACCUGGACAGCUGGAGGCGUAAUGCGACAGCUGCAGCCGACGCUCUGGAUAAGACUCUGGCUGAGGAGAACUUCAGGAACGUCAUCUGGUAUCUGGCAGUGAUGAUCGGCAUGCUGGCCUUCAUUGUUGUGGCCAUCCUGGUGAGCACAGUCAAAUCCAAGAGGGGGGAGCACUCUAAUGACCCCUACCACCAGUACAUCAAGGAGGAAUGGACUGCUCAACAGGGUGAUGUUGUCACCAACUAUGGAGCUAGAUAAUGCAAGACUCACAGCAGAUCAUCAUUAUCAUCAGGUGCGGCCAAGACAGUGGAGCCUGUCUGGAUGUAGAAAUGCAAAGCAACAGAAUGAACGUUAUAUUCUUAAUAUAAGCUUUUUAUAGAAAAUAAUAGGUGUAAUCCCUUUGUAAUCACCAACAUUUUGAUUAACAACUGUAAUUUAAUCCCAUUUUUUUUUCCUCUGUAAGGGAUUACAAUUAUAUUUAUUUUUUAAUUUAAUCACAUAACUUGCUGCUGCUAAUCAGAAUAAUAAAGUCUACUCAAUAUUGUACAUCUAACUUGUGCUUAGCUCUAUAAACCUCUAGAUAUUAUAGAUAUUAUAACACUAUAGACUAACAUCAAUAAUACCUUUUUG
Epinephelus moara (kelp grouper) is the source of this 849-nucleotide messenger RNA. RefSeq names its product potassium voltage-gated channel subfamily E member 2-like. Gene Ontology annotation, biological process: ventricular cardiac muscle cell action potential; negative regulation of delayed rectifier potassium channel activity; membrane repolarization during action potential. The transcript has 2 exons. The record is from RefSeq and is a predicted model, not a curated record. Gene Ontology annotation, molecular function: transmembrane transporter binding; potassium channel regulator activity; voltage-gated potassium channel activity involved in ventricular cardiac muscle cell action potential repolarization. Gene Ontology annotation, cellular component: membrane. Bases 121 to 477 code for a protein of 118 amino acids. NCBI's taxonomy places the organism in Eukaryota, Metazoa, Chordata, Actinopteri, Perciformes, Serranidae.